Molecule: messenger RNA, 1797 nt
Organism: Trypanosoma conorhini
Lineage: Eukaryota; Euglenozoa; Kinetoplastea; Trypanosomatida; Trypanosomatidae
Exons: 1
Coding region: 1-1797 (598 amino acids)
Source: RefSeq, a predicted model, not a curated record
AUGAGCAGCAUUAUGGACACGUCGGGGCACAACACCUCCACUGCUUAUUCUGAUACGUUGGAUGGAGGUCAGACAGGCGAUAACAACCGCAUGGAGGACCAAACUUCCUUCCUCACCUCACAGCAUACACCGUCCGAGAGAGAUCUUACGGCGGGAUCGUAUUUGAAUGAGGAGCAAUCUCAGUACGAUGACGAGUAUGCCACUGGGUACGAUAGCAGAACAUACAACUCUCGCACUUUCGACACACACACCUACGACACCCGCACCUAUGACAGUCAAACUUACGAUGACUCCUCUUUUCCGCAGUCCCCGCGAUCGGAUGAGUUAAGUUCUACCUUUGCAAGCUUUUACCUGGAGGGCAACGUCGCUCGCAAGGUGAGAUCAGCUUUUUCUUUUUUACAUCGGCCGCUGAUUUUUUGCUCUGUUGUAUUCGCCGGAUCAGGCGGCAUUGGUGCCAUGUGUCGUGUUGUGCAUGCUAUUACGUUGGCUGCGGCUCAGCGUCACGUGAGCUACAAGUCUUCUCCAUUGCAUGAUUUGCACGGCCUGCCGGCAGGUUACCCGAAUGUGCCGGAAUGGAUGCAGCGGGCGCGUCUCGGGCUUCCGUUGAUGGUUGAAGGUUUGGUUAAAAAGUUGCUGUGCGCAUGCGGCGUUCCUGCCCUCGCUGAUCUACAAAAGGAUCGCUGGGCCGGCGCCCUCGGAAGCCUUGAGAGUGCCAAGAAUGAGAUUAUUUCUCAAACAACGCAUGUGAUUUCGGGGCCGAUGGUGCCGCUUGUACUUUUCCUUCCGUUACUUUCCUUCUCCGCCAUUUCCGUUGCUCGCGGCAUCGUUGCCCGGCGACAGGCGCGACUGGGGGCGGCGGAGGUGGGGGAGGAGGAGGAGGAGGGAUUCCCUCCCUUGGUCCUCGACGGGGACGAGAGAGGGGGGCCAUUUUUGCGUAGUUCCGAGAUCUCGGCCGUGCUCGCGGCGGAAGAAAGCAACUUCGCCGGCGCCGAAGAGGAGGAGGCGGAGACGCUGAAGCAUCCAGUGCAAUUUGGGGCCAACGGCCACGCGGCCGAGGGAGCGACGUCGCUGCCUGCAGCGGUGAGUGUGCGGCCUUUUCUGAAGAAGGACACCACCGGCGCGCGGUCCCCCUCGGAGGACCCCACAAGCCCCAACACAGUGCCCACCUCGCGAGAUUUGUCGCCAGUCCCUCUGGUGGACGCCGACGCAUUGAAGGCGACGCAGGGAAGUGGUGCCAACGGCGCCGGAUCUCCGCCUUCAGCUCAACGACUACAUCCGCAGCCGCCCAACGCCGCACCAUACGCGCUUAGAGGGGAUGUUGUAGCCGCUUUGAUAGGAAAUCCCACGGCGAAGGAGAUCAAUGUGCUGUUGAUUGCCGCCUCUCGAUAUAACUGUAGACGCGUGAUUGUGCCGGUUCAAGUGCCGGCGUCAGCCUUAGUGUCUGUGCCACCGUCCCUGACAAUAGAGCGCGCGGAGGACGUGAUGCAGGAGGUUAUGAGUGUGGAGGAGCCUCGUGGACUCACCACCGUCGCCGUAUUUCUUCGCCCCGUUACCGAGGACACUGUGGAGCUUUCACUCUUUCGGCACCCGAGUGCGGCGGUGUAUGUGUUCGUGGCGGCGCACGGCGUUGAGGAGGACGUUGUGUCCCACUUAGUUGAUCAGCGCAUCUACUCCACCUCCUCCCUGGAUGAGCCGAUCCCCGCCAAUGCGUGCUUCUACGACCGCUCAGUAAAAGAGAGGGACGGCACCAUUGAAGUGGGGAGCAGCGGUGUCGGUGCUGGUGCCGGUGCCUCGUGA